UCUCAAAUCACUUGUACCUGACACGAGACGCCCACAGGAAGGUCAAAGACACAUGAAGAGAGUCUUUAUAAGGGGAAGUUUGCAGUCUGCCACAAACUGAAAGCUGGACACGUCUGUCAACUUUUGCCGAGUGUACAUUUUCAAGGUGUUCAUCCUGACUGGGCGGAGUUUUUCCAGGGAAAGUGAAAGUUAGUGGAACAAGGACGCGAUCAUAGAGAUGCAGAAGGUCUCCGUCAAGAAACGAGAAAGUGCAGGGAGUGAAGCGUAUGAAGUCAUGUUGGAACCCGACAAUAAAGUGGAAGAAGACCAAGGCGGCUACAGUAAACUGCAGAAGCCAUCUGAGGACAUCUACGCCGAGGCUACUUUUGACACUGCAACCAAGAAACCAGACAAACAGGCUCAAGGUUCCAUGCAGCGUUCCCGUGUCGGAUGCUUGAUCCUGUCUCUGGUCUGCUUGGUGCUGCUGCUGGUCGUCAUCGUCCUCAUUGUCAAACUCGGAGCUGGAUCCACCGACGUCUCAGCGAGCUCAUACGUCAUGAAUCAGUGCAAGACUUGUAAGGCUCUUCAGGUGCUGCCUGAACCUCCCAAUGGAUGUCCCACCGGGUGGGUGAGGCUGGACCAGUCAUGUUUCUACCUUUCCCAGUUCCGGCUGAACUGGGAGCAGAGCCAGAGGAACUGCUCAGAAGGAGGAGGCUCAUUGGCAGUGGCCAGCAGCCGGGAAGUUCAGAAAUUUCUGAAUCAAAAGGGCAAAGGCAUGAAGUACUGGAUCGGCCUGCGACGUAAUGGGGGAACGUGGACAUGGGUCAACAACAGUGUUCUGGCACAAAGUCACUGGGGAAACAAUCUCAACGAUGGGGAUUGUGUGAUGCUUCACAGUGGCAAGCAGACGGAGAACAACUGGAUGAGUUCUUCAUGCGGGGGUCACACUUACUACAUUUGUCAGCAGCAGCUUGGACAGCUCUACCCGUUACGAGCUUAUUGAUGUGCGGUACUGAAAUGUGUCUGUAAGUGUGUGUGUUGCGCUUUAGAAUGUGAGAGCUGGAAGACUUAUCGGCCACAAUAUUAGGUACACCAACACAUUUACUCAUCGUUACAUACAGUACAGUAGAUUAUUUGACUUACAUAACAAACUGAUGCUUGCCAAGCUGCAAUCUACCAAAACAAAGAAUGAUUAUUAUCUUUUUGAUACAUUUUAAUGUGAAUCCAAAGACCCUGCUCUUAUUGAAUGCUUUUACAGUACAGGCCAAAAAUAUUGGACACACCUUCUCCUCAUUCAAUGCGCUUUCUUUAUUUUCAUGACUAUUUACAUUGUAGAUUGUCACUGAA
Messenger RNA from Nerophis lumbriciformis (worm pipefish), 1326 nucleotides. Lineage: Eukaryota; Metazoa; Chordata; Actinopteri; Syngnathiformes; Syngnathidae. The record is from RefSeq and is a predicted model, not a curated record.